Messenger RNA from Aspergillus campestris IBT 28561, 378 nucleotides. RefSeq names its product 60S ribosomal protein uL14. Gene Ontology annotation, cellular component: cytosolic large ribosomal subunit; ribosome. The transcript is spliced from 4 exons. Gene Ontology annotation, biological process: translation. NCBI's taxonomy places the organism in Eukaryota, Fungi, Ascomycota, Eurotiomycetes, Eurotiales, Aspergillaceae. The coding region runs from base 1 to 378 and encodes 125 amino acids. The record is from RefSeq and is a predicted model, not a curated record. Gene Ontology annotation, molecular function: structural constituent of ribosome; large ribosomal subunit rRNA binding.
AUGACGCUCGGUCUGCCUUGCGGCGCCGUGCUCAACUGCUGCGACAACUCCGGCGCCCGUAACCUGUACAUCAUCUCGGUGAAGGGUAUCGGUGCUCGCCUGAACCGUCUCCCCGCUGCGGGUGUCGGAGACAUGGUCAUGGCCACCGUCAAGAAGGGUAAGCCCGAGCUGCGGAAGAAGGUCAUGCCCGCCGUUGUGGUCCGCCAGAGCAAGCCCUGGCGCCGUCCCGACGGCAUCUACCUCUACUUCGAGGACAAUGCCGGUGUGAUCGUCAACGCCAAGGGUGAGAUGAAGGGUUCCGCCAUCACUGGCCCCGUCGGAAAGGAGGCUGCUGAGCUCUGGCCCCGUAUCGCUUCCAACUCCGGUGUCGUCAUGUAA